CCACUCAGAGCAGCCCAGAGACCGCCGCCGGCGCCGCUGCUUUCGCCGCCGCCGCUGCCACCUGAGGAGACCGCCGGGACCUGUCGCCCCUCGGUUGCCACCCCCGGCAGUUCUUUCCUAACACCGGGCUUUUUAUGCACACUGCCACUACCAUUAUUAUUAUUCCAAGAGAAGGAAAACAACAGACCCGCUAAAAAGAACCACGUAUACCUUUCCGAAUUACUCAAGUGUCUCCCGGGAAGAGAGGGUCGCCGGCCCCGGGAGGAGCGGCCAAAGGGGCCGAGGGCGGGUGUGGAAGGGGAGGCGGGAGGAGUUGGGCCACUGCGUGGUGGAAAGUUGCGGGCGGCGGAGACGGGAAGGUGCAGCGCCACAGCCCAGAGGGCGGUGUGUCGGGGAGAAGCCUCUGCCCCCAGCGUCCGGACCGCGAGCGCGCGGGGCCGGGGACGACGCCCCCUCCUGCGGCGCGGACUCUGUCGGUGGUCCCCGAGGAGGAGGAAUAUGGCUUCGAAGGCGGCCCCCUCCUGCCGUCUGGUCUUCUGCCUCUUGAUCUCCGCUGCUGUCCUUAGGCCAGGUCUUGGAUGGUACACUGUAAACUCAGCAUAUGGAGAUACCAUUAUCAUGCCUUGCCGAGUUGAUGUACCUCAGAAUCUCAUGUUUGGCAAAUGGAAAUAUGAAAAGCCCGAUGGCUCCCCAGUAUUUAUUGCCUUCAGGUCCUCUACAAAGAAAAGUGUACAGUACGACGAUGUACCAGAAUACAAAGACAGAUUGAACCUCUCAGAAAACUACACUCUCUCUAUCAGUAAUGCAAGGAUCAGUGAUGAAAAGAGAUUUGUGUGCAUGCUAGUAACUGAGGACGACGUGUUUGAGGCUCCCACAGUAGUCAAGGUGUUCAAGCAACCAUCUAAACCUGAAAUUGUAAGCAAAGCCCCAUUUCUUGAGACAGACCAGCUUAAAAAGUUGGGUGAGUGCGUUUCAAAAGACAGUUAUCCAGAUGGCAACAUCACGUGGUACAGGCAUGGAAAAGUUCUGCAGCCUCUUGAAGGAGCGGUGGUCAUAAUUUUUAGAAAGCAAAUGGACCCAGUAACUCAACUCUAUACCAUGACUUCAUCCCUGGAGUACAAGACAUCCAAGGCUGACAUACAAAUGCCAUUCACCUGCUCUGUGACUUAUUAUGGACCGUCUGGCCAGAAAACAGUUUACUCUGAACAAGCAGUUUUUGAUAUUUACUAUCCUACAGAGCAGGUGACAAUCCAAGUGCUGCCAUCAAAAAAUGCCAUCAAAGAAGGGGACAAUAUCACUCUUAAAUGCCUGGGAAAUGGUAACCCUCCUCCUGAGGAGUUUUUGUUUUACUUGCCAGGACAGCCUGAAGGAAUUAGAAGUUCAAAUACUUACACACUGACAGAUGUGAAACGCAAUGCAACAGGAGACUAUAAAUGCUCCCUGGUAGACAAAAAAAGCAUGAUUGCUUCAGCAGCCAUCACAGUUCACUAUUUGGAUUUGUCCUUAAACCCAAGUGGGGAGGUGACCAAGCAGAUUGGCGAUGCUCUGCCUGUGUCAUGCACAAUAUCUGCCAGUAGGAAUGCAACUGUGGUGUGGAUGAAAGAUAACAUCAAGCUUCGAUCUAGCCCAUCAUUUUCUAGUCUCCAUUACCAGGAUGCUGGAAACUAUGUCUGUGAAACUGCUCUGCAAGAGGUUGAAGGAUUAAAGAAAAGAGAGUCGUUGACUCUGAUUGUAGAAGGAAAACCUCAAAUCAAAAUGACAAAGAAAACUGACCCUAGUGGACUGUCUAAAACAAUAAUCUGCCAUGUGGAAGGUUUUCCAAAGCCAGCUAUACAGUGGACAAUUACUGGCAGUGGAAGUGUCAUAAACCAAGCAAAGGAAUCUCCAUAUAUCAAUGGCAGGUAUUAUAGUAAAAUUAUCAUUUCCCCUGAAGAGAAUGUUACAUUAACUUGCACAGCAGAAAACCAGCUGGAGAGAACAGUAAACUCCUUGAAUGUCUCUGCUAAUGAAAACAAAGAAAAGGUUAAUGACCAGGCAAAACUAAUUGUGGGAAUUGUUGUUGGUCUCCUCCUCGCUGCCCUAGUUGCUGGUGUCGUCUAUUGGCUAUAUAUGAAGAAAUCAAAGACUGCAUCAAAACAUGUAAACAAGGACCUUGGUAAUAUGGAAGAAAACAAAAAGUUAGAAGAAAACAGUCACAAAACAGAAGCCUAAGAGAGAAACUGUUCCACUUGUUGUCCAGAAAAAAACUAUAUAGAACAAUUGAAGCAUGAACGUGGAUUGUAUUUAAGACAUAUACAAAGACACUGACAGCAAUUCAUGGUUCAAGUAUUAAGCAGUUCAUUCUACCAAGCUGUCAUGGGAUAUCAGAGAAUUAUCUCAAGUAAAACAAUGAAAUGAAAUUACAAAUAAUAACAAGUUUUGGCAGCCAUGAUGAUAGGUCAUAUAUUGUGUUGGUUUCAUUUUUUUCUGUAAAUGUCUGCACUGAGAAUUUCUUUUUGGUUUGCCUUUUAUGUAAAUUUUUUACGUAGCUAUUUUUAUACACUGUAAGCUUUGUUCUGGGAGUUGCUGUUAAUCUGAUGUAUAAUGUGAUGUUUUUAUUUCAAUUGUUUAUAUGAAUAAUCUGAGCAGGUACCUUUCUGAUUCUGAUUGCUAUCAGUAAUGCCCCCAAUCUUUCUCACAAGCACCUAAAUCCCAAAGGUGGAAACUUGUGAAGACUGGGGACAUUGCCCUAAUCAAAAACUGAUUUUUAUCACUAGGGAGGAGUCAGAGAGUCAGGUUGAUAAGCACCAGAUGAACUAUUUCUGUGAAUGUGCCGCCAGCUGACUCUCAGAAGCAGUCACACACACAUAUGGACACACACAUAAUAACAAAUAGUACUCCCAAACUGACGCUUUUUCCUGUUCUGAAAAAAACAUCACACAGAACUUGGGUAGCAUUUACCUUUAGAGACAACUGCUAGUAAAUUAUUUUCUGUCAAAAAAAAAAAAAACAAGCCAAUGUAUGAGAGACAGUUUGGAAAACUCAUGGCUAACAUUCCCAUUUUCAUAGAUUACAAUGUAAAUCACUGGAACUGAAAAUUGGAGUUAAAUCCUUUGGGUUAUCCACUGCCUUAAAAUUAUAUCUAUUUCCUUUAAAAAAAAAAAGAUAUCAGUCAGAAUUGGAGAUUUUUAACAGUGAUCAUUAUCAAAGCUGUGUUAUUUUCCACAGAAUAUAGAAUAUAUAUUUUUUUCGUGUGUGUUUUUGUUAACUACGCUACAGAUAUUGAAUGCACCUUGAGAUCAUUUAGUGUUUUUAACUGGUACAUAAUUUAUCAAGCAGUAUGUUAAAGUGUAAUAAUAAAAUGUCUAUGUAUCUUUAGUUACAUUCAAAUUUGUAACUUUAUAAACAUGUUUUAUGCUGGAGGAGCUCUAUAGGGUGGUAGUGUUAAAUGAAAACUUUUUGAGGUAGACCAGAUAUUUGCCAAUAGCUACUUGUGACAAGACUUUUAAACUUUGCUCUUUCAAGCAGAAGCCUGGUUUCUGGGAGAACAUGGCAUGGCCAUUUUUGUCCCAGGAGUUACAUAACUUUAUCGGGAAAAAAAAUGAACAUCAGAUUUCCAGGUAUAGGACUGUGUUCUUUGGGAGGAAAGGAAAACUGGUGUUUGCUUUUUAGAUUGAUGGAAUAAUUAAUUAGGAAGGCAAUGAAAAAUAAAUUGAAGAUUAAAGUCAGAAGAAGAUUAGGAAUAAAUACUUUGCCACUUUUGCAUUAUUUAGAAAUACACAUUGUUGUACAUUUGUAAACUGUUUGCUGUCUGAGCAAUAGUGACUCAGUUUAAUAAAAGCUUCCUAUAGUGUAUUGGUAUGAAUUAAAUACAUAAAAUAUUCUAUUAGACUCAAUGCUGUAUAAAAUAUGAUGGGAAAAAAGAAAAUAUGUUAUUUUUGCCUCUAAACUUUGAUUUAUUGAAGUUUUAUUUGGCAGGAAAAAAAUUGAAUCUUGGUCAAUAUUUAAACCAAAGUGAAAGGGGAAAAACCAAAGUUAUUUGUUCUGCAUGGCUAUGCCAUUCUGUUAUCUCUGUAAAUACUGUGAUUUCUUUUUUUCUUUUAUCUUAGAAUUUUGUUAAAAAAAUUCUAAAAAUUUUAAACACCUCCUUUCCGUGAUAAAUCAUGAACACUAAAAUUAAGUUACUUUCAUAUAAAUAUUUUUUUCUUUUGGUGUGAGAGAUCAAAGUUUCAAAGUUUAACUCCUGAGAUAUAUUUGCAGAAAGAAGCAAUGUGACAAUAGAAAGAGAGUUUUAUACUACAAUUAUUUCUUGGCUUCUGUGGUUAAGUCUGAAAACAGCUGUCAGAACCUAGAGAGCAGAACAUGGGAAACUCUGAGCUAUGGACUGAAAGCAGAAAGUUUGCCAGGGGGAAGAAAGAGACAACAUUAUUAUCAGUGGAUCAGCGCCUGGAUAAAAAGGAAAGCUUCGGUGUGUGCCGACAGCCGUCAGCACAGCAAGGCUGGGAAGGAAGAUGAUACACCAAUUCUCAACUUUGAGGUUCCAUCUUUCCAACUUAACUCUUUGACAACAGGAGACAGGUUUUGCCAGUUCAAGGUUCACUCCCUAUCUGUGAUUACAGGAAUUGUAUGUGGAAAUGGAUUAACAUACCCAUCAAUACCUAAAAUAAUAAAACUGAAAUAUGUCUUCAACGUC
Messenger RNA from Dama dama (fallow deer), 4672 nucleotides. It is a transcript of the gene ALCAM, whose product is annotated as activated leukocyte cell adhesion molecule. The coding region runs from base 499 to 2211 and encodes 570 amino acids. The transcript is spliced from 15 exons. The record is from RefSeq and is a predicted model, not a curated record. Gene Ontology annotation, cellular component: plasma membrane. Gene Ontology annotation, biological process: cell adhesion. NCBI's taxonomy places the organism in Eukaryota, Metazoa, Chordata, Mammalia, Artiodactyla, Cervidae.